CACGCAGCACGCUCCUCCAAUGUCAUAUGACCGAUCUACUUGUGACAUGAAUGUGAUCGGGUUAAUGAUUGAUCCGGGCAGUAUAAGAAUAUCACUAAAGACAAGAUUUUUUUUUUCUUCUUUUGUUUGCCCAAAUAUUUCACAUAAGCGGGGGUUACGUGAUCCAUCCAGUCCGUCCCCCAACUCACCCCCUUACUAUCCCACUCACCCGGCUCGCUGGGCUUUUUGUUUUAUUAUGAAAACCUUGACUCUGGUUUAAUGUUUAACAGGCCGCCUUGUCAGUCUCUGGGCCAUGACAUCCAGGUACAGCAGUGUGGUGUCAGCUGGCGAGUCGCAAAGACGUGCGGAAUAAAACCUGCGCUGGCAGCCUGGCGACAUGAACAGACACACCUUCUGCAGCUCAGCACAGUCCAGGUGUUCCACAAUGAAUAAGUUGGACAUCAGUUCCCAGAGGAAGGACGGAGCACCGUUCUCAGCAACACAACACAAAGACGCGCUUAAAAGUCGCCAGCCUCACUUCCACAGCGACUUCAGCUGCCCGGUGUGUCUUCAGACGGCCACUUCGCCCGUAGAGACCAACUGUGGGCACUUAUUUUGCGGUUCCUGUCUUAUCGAGUACUGGAAACACGACCCGUGGAUGGGAGCCAUCAGCUGUCCCCUCUGCAGGCAAAAGGUCUGUUACCUUUGCAACAUUUGCGACAUCCAACAAGAUAAGAUGAACAGAGAGAUGCAGAAAGAUAUCAGACAUUACAAUAAUCGCUUCUCUGGACGACCUCGACCUCUCACAGAUUACUUGUAUGACCUUCCAUUAUUAUUGAACCUCGCUGUGAGAAGGGUCUUCACCAUGGGUGGACUUGUGAUGAUCUUCUGUCUCAGACUGGUGGUCUGCUCCUUUGGGGCCAUCACGUUCUUGUCUUCACCAUUCACCGUCGUCCCCGACCCGCUGUGUGGAAUCCUCAGCACCAUCGAUGAUCUGGUUGUGGUUUUUCUUCUUCUUAUCUGCAUGAUAAACAUCAGCCUGCAGUUCCGGUCGGAAGGAAUGACCAUAGUCCAGACAGCUACGCAGAGCAUCUUGUCCGAGUCUUGACCAGAGACCAACUGCUUCUCUGUGACUGCAAACUAAAGACUUGAUCCUCAACAUCAUGGCAAGAGUGGAGAUAAUCCACUAUUCACCAUUUGCUGUCUUCCCCAACCCGUGUGUGGAAACCUCAGCACCAUCGAUGAUCUGGUAGUGGACUUUUUUUUCCUUAUCUGCAUGAUAAACAUCAAUCAACAGUUCCGGUCUGAGGGAAAGAUCAUGGACCGGUGGUCUGCUCCUUUGGGGACAUAACAUUCUUGUCUUCACCAUUUACUGUCAUCGCCGACCCACUGUGUGGAAUUCUCAGCAUCAUUGAUGAUCUGGUUGUGGUCCUUCUUCUUGAUAUGUACAUAAUAAACAUCAGCCUGCAGUUCUGGUCAGAAGGAAUGACCAUGGUCCACACAGCUACGCAGAGCAUCUUGUCCAGAGACCAACUGCUUCUCUGUGACUGCAAACUAAAGACUUGAUCCAAUGACUUGAUCCUCAACAUCAUGGCAAGAGUGGAGAUAAUCCACGAUUCACCAUUUGCUGCCUUCCCCAACCCCUGUUUGGAAACCUCAGCACCAUCGAUGAUCUGGUAGUGGUCUUUCUUUUCUUUAUCUGCAUGAUAAACAUCAAUCAACAGUUCCGGUCUGAGGGAAAGAUCGUGGACUGGUGGUCGGCUCUUUUGGGGACAUCACAUUCUUGUCUUCACCAUUCACCGUUGUCCCCGACCCCCUGUGUUGAAUCCUCAGCAUCAUUGAUGAUCUGGUUGUGGUCUUUCUUCUUGAUAUGCACAUGAUAAACAUCAGCCAGCAGUUCUGGUUGGAAGGCAAGACCAUGGUCCUGAUA
This is a messenger RNA of Rana temporaria (common frog), 1909 nucleotides long. RefSeq names its product E3 ubiquitin-protein ligase RNF170-like. Gene Ontology annotation, molecular function: ubiquitin protein ligase activity; metal ion binding. The record is from RefSeq and is a predicted model, not a curated record. NCBI's taxonomy places the organism in Eukaryota, Metazoa, Chordata, Amphibia, Anura, Ranidae. The transcript has 6 exons. Bases 377 to 1087 code for a protein of 236 amino acids.